AUGGUUUUAAAGGCAGAAUAUACCAAGAGCCCAAGUGCGGCCAUUCUCUCCGACGUUUCCUCGUGCGGGUCCCUUUCAUCCAGCGAGGACGGUACCCCCAGGGGCCAUUCCAGUCUGUCAGAUGGGGAGCUGGCCCGGAACUUACAGGAUAGUGUCAAGCACCGUGUCCUUUACCUCUCAGAGCAGCGGAGACUGGAGAAGGCCAGUCGGGAGGAGAACACCGUGGGCUACCUCAAGCUGGUGUCCAAAGCCGACCGGCACCACGCCCCCCACAUCUGGCAGGACUUCGAGAAGGUGAACCAGUGCGCCUCUGCCACCAUUGCCCAGAUCGAGCGAAGGCUCUGCCGUUGCCACUGGCAGCUGCAGGGGCUGGAGGGGGGCUGGAGGCCCCAGGGCUUAGCGCCCAAGGCCGAAAGCAGCCCGCGCCACUGCAGGCGGCCCAGGGAGAAGGCCCCGUCUUCAGAGUCUCCCAGGCCAGGUGGGGAAGACUGCCUGUCCACUGACUUGUCUGAUAUCGUCAGACACUUGCCCCUGGCGAGCCACUUCCCAGCUUUGUGGCCGGGGAAGUCCUGGGGGACAAAGCGUGUGGCCCAGCAGCGAAACCUGCUGUUGCGACAGAUGAAGGAGGACCUAAGAGAAGUCAGGGAGCUGCACCUCAGCCUCCAGGUGUCCUAUCUGAGCCUAAAGGAGAGCCGUCUGAUGGGCCUGCAGGUGUCGCUGGCGUCCCUCCAGGAACAGAAAUGCAGACAAGCGUCGGUGGAAGAACAGGUGAAUGAGCACGUCCAGGGGUACCCGGAUGACAUUUGCCACAUCGAACAGAAUCUGGCCCGCGCUGAAGAGAAAAUGGCCUAUCUGUCCUACGAGGGAGCCAAGGAAAUAUGGCACCCCGAUUCCUAUCUUCCUCCUAGUUGGCCACCAGCCUUUCUUCGGAUGCAGACGCAACUCCCGAAGGCCAUGCAUGCACCCACGUGACCACACUGAGGUGCUGUGGUCCCAGCCAAGGGCAAGGAAACGGGACGUGUCCGGUGACCUGUGGCCCUUCAGCCCAUAUGCACGUUCACCUAGGCUUCCAGAUUUCCCACCGCUGCCCUCCCCCCGGCAGGUGGAGAUCAUGUCUCCAUGCCCUGCUUAGACACUGGAGGUCUGUGGGCAGAGUUUAGGGCUCCAUUAACUGGGGCGGGAGAAAGGAUAGCUUUUUUCCACUAAAAACUCUAAUGGACCCUAGUCAUCGCCUUCCAUUAUGAGCAUGGCAGCAUUAGCAGUGCCUGCGACUUGGUCACUUUACAGAGGCAGCAGACACUUCCCUAUAUCACCAUAUUCAUUACCACUUUGAAAUUUCAGUGGCUGUCGGGCCAGAUCCGGUUA
Acinonyx jubatus (cheetah) is the source of this 1365-nucleotide messenger RNA. It is a transcript of the gene TEX28, whose product is annotated as testis expressed 28. The record is from RefSeq and is a predicted model, not a curated record. NCBI's taxonomy places the organism in Eukaryota, Metazoa, Chordata, Mammalia, Carnivora, Felidae. Gene Ontology annotation, cellular component: endomembrane system.